This is a messenger RNA of Xylaria bambusicola, 1917 nucleotides long. RefSeq names its product Pre-mRNA splicing factor PRP21 like protein-domain-containing protein. Gene Ontology annotation, biological process: mRNA cis splicing, via spliceosome; regulation of alternative mRNA splicing, via spliceosome. Lineage: Eukaryota; Fungi; Ascomycota; Sordariomycetes; Xylariales; Xylariaceae. The transcript is spliced from 2 exons. The record is from RefSeq and is a predicted model, not a curated record. The coding region runs from base 200 to 1813 and encodes 537 amino acids. Gene Ontology annotation, cellular component: U2 snRNP; catalytic step 2 spliceosome; U2-type prespliceosome. Gene Ontology annotation, molecular function: RNA binding.
UAGCUACCUACUGGAUGCCAAGGCCAAACGCGCUACCUAGCUGGACUACAUAGGUACAUAAUCUUUUGCUACGGUCAAUGUUAAGCUCAGAUCGCGCGACUGCAAUUACGACCACAAUCACUGCGAACGAUUACGGGACGAUCGCCUCACUAUCUGCUCUCGUUACAGCGCAAAGGAGGGUCUGAGAUCGCCGAACAUAAUGGCUGCAGCUACUAACGGCGAUGCAGCGGCGGCUUUAGACGACAUCAAGCCUCCCCAGGGUGUUAUCUUGCCACCCAAAGAAUUCAGAGUAAUCCUCGAGAAGACGGCCGGAUUUGUCGCGCGAAAUGGCCUUCCCUUUGAAGAUCGCCUCCGAGAAAAGGAAAAGAACAACCCCAAGUUUAGCUUCCUGAACCCCAGCGACCCGUACAAUCCCUUUUACCUAUGGAGAUUUAGUGAGAUUAAGGAGGGCCGUGGCACGACAGUCGCCGCGGGGCGGACAGGUGAACCUGCUCCGGUUGAGGAGAAGCCGAAGGGCCCUCCGGAACCUCCAAGUUUUCAGUUCUCUGCGCGUAUGCCAAACAUCAGCGCCCAGGAUCUCGAGGUUGUGAGGCUGACUGCGCUGUUUGUCGCGAAGAACGGUCGACAGUUUAUGACGGCUCUAUCACAGCGCGAAGCCGGCAACUACCAGUUCGACUUUCUCCGACCAAACCACAGCUUACACAACUUCUUUCAGCACCUUAUCGAUCAAUAUUCCCUGUUAUUGCGGGCCGGGGGAAUUGAUGGAGAGGGUGGACGUGUCCAGCAAGAGCGAACAGCUGAACUGCAACGAAAUGUCGACGACAAAUUUCACAUUCUCAACCGCGCUAAACACCGCGCGGAAUGGUUGAAAUAUCAAGAGACCGAAAAGCAGAAGAAGGAAGAGGACGAGGAGAAGGAGCGUCUAUCAUAUGCACAAAUUGACUGGCAUGACUUCGUCAUUGUUGAGACUGUCGUAUUUACUGACGCUGAUGAUCAAGCAAAUCUACCUCCCCCAACGUCACUUUCUGAGCUUCAAUAUGCCUCUCUUGAGCAGAAGGCCAAGAUUUCCAUUAGUUCGAAUCUGCGAAUCGAGGAAGCGAUGCCGACUGACGAUAUGAAUGCAUACGGUGGAUAUGCAACUCAACAGAAUUACACCAUUCCACAUCACCCCGCCUACCCAGCUCAACAGCCACCCCCUGCACAACCUUACCAACCAAGCCCACCGGCCCAGGCCCAGGUCCCUCACGGAAUGGCACCACCACCAAGGCCUAAUGGAGCUAUGGAAGAUGAAGAAACACAGAGAAUUCGGGAGAGGGAGGAGGCGCGCGCUCGUAUGCAACAGGCACAGGCCGAGGCUAAAGGAGGUGCUCCGAUGAAGAUUAAGGAAAAUUACGUUCCCCGCGCUGCGGCGCGCGCUGCGAACAAGCAAGGAACGCAGAUGGCCCUGUGUCCUAACUGUAAAGAGCAAAUACCCAUGAAUGAGCUUGACGCGCACAUGCGAAUCGAACUACUAGACCCUCAAUGGAAAGAGCAGAAGGCCAAGGCCGAGUCGCGAUACGCAACGACGAAUUUAUCAAGCAUCGACGUGGCCAAUAACCUAAAACGACUAGCUAGUGCGCGAGCCGAUAUUUUCGAUCCCGUUACGGGGCAAGCUGUCUCUGAAGAGGAAAUGGCGCGUCGGAAACGGGCAGCGAUGAACUCCUUUGACGGAAACCUCGAAGGACGAAGCCAGGCUCACAUCAACCACAUGCAAAAUGUCAACGUCGACGAGCAAAUCGCUCGUAUCCAUCAAAAAUUCGCAAAGGAUAAAUAGUCUCGCCUGACCAGCCUACCAAAGCAGGGGGCAGAGCAUGACAAACGCAAAUAGAUCAUGUCACGACAGCUGCACAUCAGGACAACGAUGGUUUGAGGUGCUCA